AUAUAUGCAAGAAGUUCAACCUCCUAGAGAAUCUUUAGUGAAAUAUGAAAAUCCUAUAGAAGUCAGUAAUGUAAAUGAAGCCACCAGAGGACUUUAAGGAAAAAAGAAAGCUUAAUUAUCUCCUUUAGAAUCAAAACCAAACACAGAAGUAAUAUAAUCAAUUUCAAAUAAUAAAGGAUAUUUUGAAUGCUAUUUUACCGCCUAUUGAGUGGGAUCAUGAAGGGAAACACUAUAUUUAAUAUGUAUCACAUGUAGCAGCAACAAGAGAAGAUGUUGGCAAUUUAUAAAAACUUUUAGAUGAAAGAUUAUUAGCUAGAUAAGCAAGGUAUUUUAUAUUCAAUAACAUUAUUCUAGAGAAACAGGUAUUUGUCCAAUAAGAGAAGAAUUGUUAAGUCAAUGUUUUGAUGAAAUCAUUAGACAAGUUACAAUUGACUGUUCAGAAAGAGGUAUUCAUUUAUAUUUAUCACUUAGGGCUACUUUUAAUGAGAGUGAGAGAUGAACUUAAAAUGACCAUUGCAGCAUAUUAAACAUUGUACAAUUCUUCUGUUACUUUUGGAAUGAGGAAACAACUUUAAGCAGAAAUGGGUAAAAGUGAAUUAGAAGAAAAAAUUGUUUAGUUGGAACAAAGAAAAUAAAAGUUAGAAGAAAAAGUAUUCAUUUCAUUUAUUUAGAGAAUCGAUUUACUAAAUAAGAAGGAUUCACUUGAUAAAAAGAUUAAAGAAAGAAACUAAAUUGAAGAAUAAAAGAGAAAAUAAGAAAUUGAAUUCCUUAAAUAUUAAGGAUAACAUUUAGAAGCCUUCCUUAAAUCUGUACAACCAGAAUUGAAAUGAAUAAUGUCUAUAUAUAUAUAUUGAUCAUUUUUUAUGAUAAAG
Molecule: messenger RNA, 872 nt
Organism: Paramecium sonneborni
Lineage: Eukaryota; Ciliophora; Oligohymenophorea; Peniculida; Parameciidae
Source: the annotation of a GenBank genome assembly